Siniperca chuatsi (mandarin fish) is the source of this 1813-nucleotide messenger RNA. It is a transcript of the gene gemin2, whose product is annotated as gem (nuclear organelle) associated protein 2. Gene Ontology annotation, biological process: spliceosomal snRNP assembly; spliceosomal complex assembly. The coding region runs from base 206 to 1003 and encodes 265 amino acids. NCBI's taxonomy places the organism in Eukaryota, Metazoa, Chordata, Actinopteri, Centrarchiformes, Sinipercidae. Gene Ontology annotation, cellular component: SMN complex; spliceosomal complex; nucleus. The record is from RefSeq and is a predicted model, not a curated record. The transcript has 10 exons.
ACAAGCAAGAUGGCUACGUAGUUUGUGAGCAUAUACAUCCAUGUUUGUGAAUCGUUCUACAACCUGUGAAAAAAUACUUUGCUGUGUCUGAAUUCAUUGUUUUGGUCGCCAGUGGAUUUUUUUGUUGUAACUCGGCGCUUCAUUUGCACUUGGCAACCUUUAACCUCAUACGUUUGGAUAGAAAUUAGCUUACAAUUGAUACAAAAUGAAGUCGGACGUGGAAGAGCUAAUGCCGAGGCUGCUGCCCGUUGAGUUUGGAGCCGGUACAGAGGUCCUGGACCUGAAUGGACCACCGAGAAACCCCCGGGAAUACCUCCGACAAGUCCAAUUGGAGGCGUCACUAUGUCCAGAGGUGGUGGUUGCUCAGAUUGACCCCAAGAAACUGAAGAAGAAACAAACUGUUAAUGCCUCUGUGGCAGGUUGCCAUGCUGCACCAGUGGGUUUCUCCCCCAGUCUCAGUUGGCAGCAGCAGCAAGUCAGUAACUUCUCAGAUGUCAGACAGAACAUCACAAAGAACAGGAAACACUGGAGCAGCCAGACUCUGGACGACAAUGUGCUGAUGCCAAAGCAAACAGAUGAGGAGGGCUGGAAGAGAUUUUGUUUAGGAGAGACGGUCUAUCUGGGUACUUCGUCCUGCCAAACAGAUGCUAAACCAGAGCCAGCACUGGACUAUAGCAAGGUGGGCUUCCCUCCCUUCCUAAGCAUAGUCAGCAGACUGAACCAGUCCACAGUGCUGAUGGUGUUGGAAAUUCUAAUCAGUUGGUUUGAGGAACGCGAGUUUGUUCCACAGUUGGGUUGCUGGUUGUAUGCUUUGUUGGCCUGCCUGGAGAAGCCUCUGCUGCCUGAAGCCCACUCCUCCAUCAGACAGCUGGCCAGGAGAUGUGCUCAGAUCCGCAGCAAACUGGAGAGUCAGGAGGAUGAGCAUCUGCCUGCCCUCAACCUGCUCAUCUGUCUUGUUGCCAGAUACUUUGAGCAGAAUGACCUGGCUGACCAGCCAGAGUGAACACAGGGUUGAACUGUAGUGACAGAUCAACAAGACAUUAUGGAGAAAUAUGUUGUCAGCCCUCUUACUGAUGCGGCUUUCAGACAGCAGGCUCUACAGUUAAGCAACCACAAACUUAUGGACAAUUGAAGAUGGAGACUCUGCCAACCAAGUAAAAUCGGUGGAGAGAACAUGCACACAACCAUGUCAGGGGUUCCGCACAUGUUGCAAUGAAAGUUGAGGACAGAACCAAAGGGAUUGAAUGGUGACGUCGCAAUCUUUCUUAUUUAAAGUAACGUGAAUGGACCUCUGCUGAUACAACUGGAGAGAAGCCAAAGCAGUAUGAUGUUUAGCAUUUUUGAUAAGAAAUGUUUAACUUUUUCUUUGUGAAUUUAGUUCUGAGGUUUAUGAUCUAUCAAAUGCAAGAUCUGUCUAUUAAACUGUGACGAUUUGUAGAAUAACUACUUGUGUGGACAUUGCUGUUAGCUAUCAAGUGUUUAAGCCACUACAAAUCUCAUAGUUGCCAGUAUUAAUACUGGCCAGGCAAAUGGCAAGGCUCUAUUUCACUCUGCAAAGACAGACAUACUGCUUUCUUCUAUGUCACCUGCUCAGUUUCCACUUGUUUCAGGGUAAUAACUCACCAAACAUGGCGAGGCUGCCAGGAGCCAGCCACUCACGCUCAGCCGCUUGUGGGUAGAUCAGUCAUUCUAAAGGCAAGAAGACGGAUUCCCUCCACUGGUGUUGAACAAAGUUUAGUAAACAUUAGUUUGAUGGUGUGAUUUGAAUAAAAAGGUUGAUAUUGUUCUGCCCUACUGAGGGCUGCAAAGACAA